CGUGAGAUACGGACGUGUUUCUCCCAAGCGCAGCGCGCAUCUUUCCACUUCGAUUCUGCGAUCUCCGAUUCUCCGAUCAGCGAUUCUCCACUCGCUCUCCGCCAGUGAUCGUGAUAUCGUGCCGCGCGUCUUUCGUAGUUCGAUUGAGAAAAAAAGGCGAGAAAAAAAGGCGGUGAAAAUAUUACACAUUAUCUGGGAUUUUGGGAUUUGGCAAGAGAGGCUUCGAUUGCGUCGCCUGUGAGAUUUUGUCAUCGUCGUCGUCGCCGCGAUCAUUGUUAUUCCGCGCCUCCGCCUACGCCUUAAUUAUUGCGAUUCCCCAACCCGUCGUAGUCGUAGUCGUCGUCGUCGGCAAUGCCCAAUUCUAACUUAUUAAUUGCGUGACAAAUUCCGAAAGAAAUCUAUAAAAAAGCAGCAGAAAAAGCCGAAAUCCCAGCAGCAAUAAUCAUAAAUAAAUAAAGCCACGAAAUGCAGAUCCGAAAGCAGAAACGAAGCCAUAGCUUCGUCGCAAUGCUUUUGCUCAUCAGCUUUGCCGCCGACUUCGCCGCUGGAAGGCCUGAUGUGCGUCAGUCGCCCUUCGCCCUCGAGCUGCAGCCGCCGCUGCUGCAGCCGGCGGAGGAGUCCUUCAACCCAUCGACAUCAUCCGGGGGCCAGAAGACCCUCGAUAGCUAUGGCAACCCCAUCGACGCCCUGCGUCCCAUCGAUACGCCCGACGGGCGCAAAGUGGUGAGCGCCCAGGGCGUGCAGUUCGAGAUUCCCACCUACGCCUCGGGGAUCACAGAGAUCCGGCGGCCGGCCGAUGAUCUGCUGCCGCCGCACAUUGGUGAGUUGUUGACAAGAGCGGCUGGCGCCACAACGCAAACGGAAACGGAAACGGAAACGGAUUCAGGACCGGAAAACCAGACAGAAAUAGCAAACGCAACCGAAACCAAAACCAAAACAGACACAAAAGCACACACAAACCGUAGCGAAAGUAGCCGUAGUCCAAGUAGUCCAAGUAGUCCCUUUAGCCACCGCACCCGCACCGCACCAGCCGCACCCAUUGGCACCACUAACAAGCUGGCCAAGCGCGAUUCCGCCUCGCCGGACGCCGGCCAGUUUCCCAUUGCACCACCCACUAACCGCCACGCCCCUCCCGCCUUUUCCCUGAUCCGGCUGAAUCCUUCCUUUGUAGGAGGCCCAGACUCGCCCAUCACCCAAAUUGGCCAGACCCCGUCCCCGUCGCAGUCCCCCUCCCGGUCCAGUCCCUGCUCGACUCCCUCUUCCUCCUCGUCCUCCCUCGUAGCCCCGGCAAAUUGCUCGAAAUUCAACUCAACUCCGAAUCCGCAUCCUCUCCAACCAGAUGUCAUCGCUGUGGGCCUGGAACCCAGCAGCAGCAGCAGCUCUGAACCGAAACCGAACUCAUUCCUUGGCACAGCAUCAGCAUCCCCAGCACCAGCACCAAUUCCAGCCACAUCACUAACACCGCCCCACCAUGAUCCAUCACCACCCGACGCGACGACGACGACGACGGCAGCCGUCGUGGAAGUGGAGCAGGCGCACCUAGUGCCGCUUCCACAGCAGCAGGAGGAUCCCGAGUUGCCCGAUUACCUGAGAGAGCUGCAACGCCAGGAUCCAAACAUUGGCGGUCCUGUGGCCUGGCAACCGACCGAAGAUGGAGCCCCGCUGAGUGUUAUAGCCUGGGAUCUGUUGCCGCCGCACCAAGAUCAGGAUAAGAAGGAUCCGAAGCAGGAACAGGAGCCGGUCAUCAUCACGCAGGAGCACCCUCAGCCGGCCAAGAGGGUCCAAGGCAUUGUGGAUCCUGUCAGCCACAACAUACGAGUUAGCCUGACCAGCGGCAGUGUAAGCUCGGCGGAUCCAAGGCCACAGGAUCAGGAACAGCAUCAGACUCAGACCCACAGCCACACCCAAUCCCAGGCAGAUGGACCGGCUGCUCAUGGCACCAAUGCCCAUGUGGGCAGCACCACAACGCCCAGCAAUGCCAGCGGUCGCUUCCCUAACCGGCAACGAGGCACGGCCCACUACAGCACCACCAGGAGCAGCAGUACCACUCUGAGGCCACGCACUACGACGACGACAACCCAAGCCCCCACUACUACUACCAGGACAACUCCCAGGACCACUACAGCCAGGACAACCACCACAACCCAAGCCCCAACAACGAGUACAGCGAGGACCACGAAGAUUCCUACUACAACCGAGGAUCCGGCCAACUUUUACCGCCUGGACAAUGCCGAUGAGUAUGCUUACACGCUGCCCACGUGGCUGCAGGAGGUUACCGAUCCGGAUCUGGACGUGGCCGUCACCUUUGUGGUGCCCACCGACAACGAUCAGUACAAUCAUACGCUGGCCAGCGACCUGGAGCCGCCGUACGAGCCCUUCGUCGAUCUGGGCAACAUUCAGCUGACGCCGCCGCCCACGGGAAGUGGAGGCACUGCAUCUCUUCCGACAAGCACAAGCACCACUCCCAGAAGCACAACCACAAACACACCGCGGACUACGACAACUCCCAGGACAACAACAACAAGCACAACAACAACAACGACGACGACUACAACAACAACGCGACGUCCGAGCACCAAGCGAACCACCUCUGCACCCAUUCCCACCAAGCACACCACCCCAGCACAGCGCCCAGAAACCCCAACGGCCAAACAGAUUCAAAAUCAAAACCAAAUCCAAUCAGCAGAUGCAACGCCGACAGCAGAGGGCAGGAGCAGCACCACGCCCAGUGCCCUGGACGUCGUCAACCCCUUCGACUCGGCCACGAUUCCCCCAUGGCUGCGGGACUUUGACUAUCCCGAUGUCGGUCCCGGCGUGCCCUUCGAUCCGAACAACUUUGGACCGGCAGCCGCCAGCAGCUCCCCCACAAACCCGCCACGUCCCUUUACCGACCUCCCGACCGCCUCCUCUGCUUUUCCAUCCAAAGUCACGCUUCCGCUUCCAGGCAGCGGCACCACUAGCUUCCCUAGUGCCGGCAGCAGCAGCAGUAGCAGCGAGGAGCCGCCUUUAGUGCUCAUUCCGCCUGCUGAUCACCCGGACUCUGGCUUGGACACUGGCUCUGGCUCCGGCUCCGGCUCCGGUUCCGUUCCCCUGACCCAUCCCAGUACCAACUCUAUCACGCCUCUUGCAGCCCGCUUUGAUCCCCAGGAGCCCAGCAAUAGCAUUAGCAACCCCGCGUCCCCCCUACCGCCCCUCAAGGUGGAGUACACGAAGAGCGACGAGGGCAAGGUCAUCAGCACGCCGGUGGCCUCCAUUCAGCGGAAGGCAGAGACUCCAGCCCCUUCGACCAGCAGCAGCGGCCCCACCAACACUGGCAAGUACACUGGCGGAUUUGGCGCCCCGGCAGGCCUUCUACGUCCACAAACCACAGGAGCUACCAAUCCUGGCUCCAACUCCGACAUCUAUGUGGCCGGUAAAGAGAACGAGUUCAUCAGCAAAGGCAACAAGGCGCGGCCAACGGUGAAUCCGGGACGCUACAACGGCGGCUUUGGAGCACCCACUGGCAUUCUGUCGCCCCAGUCAGAGCCGCGUCCCUUCCAGGCACCUGCACACCAACCACAGGCGCAGGCAUCGUCAUCGUCGGGAGUCGCCGCAGGCUUCGGUGGCCAGCGGCGAACGGAGGGCAGCCGCUUUGGUGGCCCACCCGGCAUCCUUGUGCCCUUCGAUAAUGCCCAGCGAUCAGGGGGUCAGUAAAGGUCGCUAAAGGAGGAGAAAGAGCGUCGCGAAUAUUUUAAAUUAUUUAUAGCCCAUGUACAUGUACCUAUGCUAGAGAUCGGCAAGUCUGUGUAGGCGACCUUGCUUGCGAAAUAAAAUGUCUCAGAACUA
Drosophila kikkawai is the source of this 3825-nucleotide messenger RNA. It is a transcript of the gene flap, whose product is annotated as flapper. The record is from RefSeq and is a predicted model, not a curated record. Lineage: Eukaryota; Metazoa; Arthropoda; Insecta; Diptera; Drosophilidae.